CAGCCGUUUCCCGUUAUUCUCAAGACCGCCAGCAAUUCACACUACAGUAUAUUCUUAUCAAAGUUAAUAUUCCCACAGAGACCUGACAAUGACAGAGCAAGUCAACAACUUCCCACCUCUGCCCAAGAUUUUGCGUAUCAAGCCGUGUUUCUACCAGAAUAUUGAUGGGGAAAUACCCCUGCCUUACCGCCAGAUUGUUCACAGAGUGUACAAGCUUUGGAUCUUGUACUCGAUUACACUGUGCGUCAACUUGGUGUCAUGCAUAGCCUGGGUGGCAGGUGGAGGCAGGCCAGUGAAUCUUGGACUUGGUAUCUUAUGGCUCGUGCUGUUCAGUCCUUGCUCAUACACCUGCUGGUUCAGGCCGCUUUACAAGGCAUUUAGGGCUGACAGCUCAUUUAACUUCAUGACGUUCUUCUUCAUUUUCUUCCUUCAAUGUGUUCUUGCCCUCAUUCAGGCUCUGGGAAUAAACAACUGGGGUGCAUGUGGCUGGAUAGCUACAGUGAUGUUUUUCAGCACUAACCUGGGCUCUGCUGUGUUUAUGCUGUUCUCUGCAUUGCUCUUCACGGUAGACACCCUGCUUAUGGGACUGGUCCUGAUCAGGAUUCACAGGUUAUACCGAGGCGGUGGAGGCAGUCUUCAGCGCGCCCAGGAAGAAUGGAGCACAGGUGUGUGGAAAAAUGCUCCUGUGAGAGAAGCAGCCUUCAAUGCCAUAUCGGAGACUGGCCCGAGUCUCCCCCAGUACCCUGCUUCUGUACCCAGCUACCCAGAAAACAGACCAUGGUGAUAGAUCACAGUGGACUUCAGAUGGAUCCAGGAUGUUCAAUUCUCUCUGCGCAUUAUUCAUCUCAAUCAUUUUAUGCUUCUGUGUGAACAGCAUCCCUGUGAAAUGCUGAUAAAGGACUAAAAAAAAUUCCUCGUAUACUGGUAUACAGACUGGAUCACGAAAGUGGCCAUGUACGAAACAUCUCCGUUACAUUCCUUUUGAUGUACUUGUACAUUACUAUAUAAACACUAUCGAUUUGAUUGAUGCUGUUCACACUGAAGUAGUGGCAGCUUUUCUAGAGCCUUUACUUCAAAUAUGUGAAAUUUAAUACUUUAAAUCACAACAAUUAUAUUUAUUUUGCCAAAUGAUGCCUUACAUAACAAAAUUCCCACAUUGCAGCCCCCAUGAAUUGUUUUCAAUUUUUUAAAAAGUAUUUUGUUUGAAUCUGUCAAUUUUUUUAAUUUGUCUAGCCUUUAAAUUCAAUUUAGAUGUGCAUAGGAGUUGCGUGAUUUUCAGCUUGCCAAUAACAUUUUUUCCCAUCUAA
Clarias gariepinus (North African catfish) is the source of this 1307-nucleotide messenger RNA. It is a transcript of the gene scamp4, whose product is annotated as secretory carrier membrane protein 4. Gene Ontology annotation, cellular component: trans-Golgi network membrane; recycling endosome membrane. The coding region runs from base 89 to 784 and encodes 231 amino acids. The transcript has 7 exons. Gene Ontology annotation, biological process: protein transport. The record is from RefSeq and is a predicted model, not a curated record. Lineage: Eukaryota; Metazoa; Chordata; Actinopteri; Siluriformes; Clariidae.